Nymphaea colorata (pocket water lily) is the source of this 831-nucleotide messenger RNA. Its product is annotated as (-)-alpha-terpineol synthase-like. NCBI's taxonomy places the organism in Eukaryota, Viridiplantae, Streptophyta, Magnoliopsida, Nymphaeales, Nymphaeaceae. The transcript has 5 exons. The record is from RefSeq and is a predicted model, not a curated record. Gene Ontology annotation, molecular function: magnesium ion binding; terpene synthase activity. Bases 1 to 831 code for a protein of 276 amino acids.
AUGGACCAGAGGAUGUCUCGACAGGUACAGCGUGCUCUGCAGGUUCCACUCCACAGAAGGGUUCGCAGGGUGGAGGCCCGAGAGUAUAUUGACACAUUCGAGAGGACGGACAGUAGAAGCCAAGUGCUGCAUGAGUUCGCUAGGCUGGACUUCUACAUGGUGCAGACAAUCCACCAAAGAGACCUCAGGGAGUUAUCUGGGGACUUGGGCUUGGGCCAGCACAUUAGCUUCGCCAGAGAUAGCCUGGUGGAGAGCUACUUCAUGGCGGUGGGGAAGAUGCAUGAGCCACAGUUCUCACAGUACAGGAUGCAAUUCGCCAGGGUCUCCUACUUGAUGGCCACCGUUGAGGACAUCUUCGGCGAGCAUCAGUCUGUUCAGGAGCUCGAAUGCUUUGUGCAAGUUGUUGAGAGGUGGGAUCUUCAAGCGGCAGAGCAGCUGCCACAGUCACUGAGGGUCUUCUAUGCGGCUGUCUACAACACAACCAACCAGAUCAGCUACACUGUUCUUAGGAGGCAUGGCCGUGAUAUAACUUCACACAUGAGGAGAGCAUGGGUGAGUGUGUGCAGAGAUGACUUGGUUGAAGCAAGGUGGCACCAUGCCCGACAGACACCAAGGCUAGAGGAAUAUUUGAGCAACAUCCGGGCAGCCAUGACCAGCCCUAUUCUCCUCCCUGCCUACUUCUUCCUCUCCCAAAACAUUGAGGAACAAUCCAUCCAUCAGCUGCAGUCUGAGUCCAACAUCAUCAACUUGUCAUCGAUGAUAAUUCGUCUCUCGGCUGACCUCCAGAGAUCCAGGAUUCGUGGAACCUUCACAAUCAAUGCUACCCCUUAA